ACAGCCAACUAAAACUUCACUACCCACAGAAACACAAACCCUAAACAGCAAAACCCUCUCUUUCUCUGACAUGGCUCUCUGUUUUACAAAACUGGUGACACUCUUGCUACUCAUCUCUGCCAUACCCAUUGGGAUCAUCGUCACGCUGGAGAGGGCCAACCCUGCCACCAAUGUCCAUUACUAUCACAGUUCUGGCUGGUUCAGAGAAGACGCCAAGUGGGACCCUCAUCAUCGCCGUUUCAUAGUUUCCUUCUUCGAAGGUGGUCUUGGUCAACUAAAGCUGCCGGAGAAUGGGUCUUCGCCGUCACCGUUGGAGGAAGUCACGGUGGUCAAAGAGCCCCACGUGGCCAGAAAUGCUUCUCUGGGGGUCGCCGUUGACCCACCCAGAAACCGGGUUCUCGUGGUUAACGCUGACGUCUGUAAAAACCGCUACAACGAACUUGCAGCGUACGAUCUCUCGUCCUGGAAACGCCUCUUCGUGACCCAACUCAGUGGUCCCAGUGAUGAGAAAUUAAUCUUUGGCGGAUGACAUAGCAGUGGACGAUGAAGGCAAUGCCUAUGUUAUAGAUGCAGUAGGCAAUAAAAUCUGGAAAGUUAGUGUGGAAGGGAAGCUUGUAUCAAUGGUUAGACACCGAGUGUUUAGUCCAAAGAAGUGGUGGCAGAAGCACUUGGUUGGGCUAAAUGGAAUAGUUUACCACCCAGAUGGGUUUCUGAUAGCGGUUCACAGCGUAAGUGGGGAUUUGUUUAAGAUAGAUAUAGCAAAAGGAGAGGAAGUGAAGAUAAUAAAGGUGAAAGGAUUGUGAGGGAUGGUUUGUUUUGCAGAUGGGUUGGCACUGUUGUCUCGUACUAAGGUGGUAGUUGUCGGGAAUCCUCCAGGGAGAUUAGUGGAGAGCAAUGAUGGGUGGAACACAGCUUCUGUUGUGGGAACAUUCUCAGGGCUUACCCAUCGCUUUGCCACUGGAGCAAGAGCAACUGUCAAAAUGAACUAUAUGAUUGGAAUGGGAUACCCCAAAGUGAACCAUGCAAUUCUUGA
Messenger RNA from Cajanus cajan (pigeon pea), 1033 nucleotides. RefSeq lists its product as uncharacterized. Lineage: Eukaryota; Viridiplantae; Streptophyta; Magnoliopsida; Fabales; Fabaceae. Gene Ontology annotation, cellular component: endoplasmic reticulum. The record is from RefSeq and is a predicted model, not a curated record.